AUGGCCGCGAUUCCCAGCACUCCUCACUUGUUAGGAAUCGGUAUUGGCCGAAAAAAUGUGGAAUAUCAAAUCAUAAACAUGUGCCAUAAUCCUGGACGAUUUUGUAAGUUUUCUUAUUGCUUUUGUUUUGUCUUAUUAUUGUUGGUGGAAUUUUUUCCUCGUUGUAAUUCGUCUUUUUCAGCAAAAGUUGGCGUAAUCCUGUUCAAUGGUCAAAAAUAUUGCGCCAAAGUUGCGAGUCGAAUGAAGAAUCAUUGCAGACAGGUAAUUUUUCAGUUUAUUGUUGAUGUUUAGGUAUCCCGGAUGGAACAAGGAGGCAUUAUCCGGGAAUUUUCGCAAAAGUUUUGUUUUUGGGGUUGCGAUUUUUUGAGAGAAAAUUUCGGACUUUUUCGCGGUUUAGGUAACAAAAAUUAAGUUUCUGGAUUUUCAAGGGUUUGUAUGGCAAUGUCUUUAUGCAAACUACGACCUGAAAUCUUUGAAUCUGCAUCGUGCAUAGCUAAGCUAUGUCUAUAGUUGUUAAAUUUGGCCGUAAAAGCAUUGUGAGAUAAUAAAAAUGACAUCGUACUUGACACUCGGUAUUUUUCAUUUGUUUCCUGGAUAAUAAACAAAAAUUUUUCAGGUAAUGCUCAUGGAUGCUUUGACUAAAAAGUUUCUCGACGGAGACAUCGCGGAGAAGGCCGCUCCCUUCUGCAUCGAUCAUGGUAUUGUUGUGUCAAGCAGAAGCAGUUCAUACAAGUUCAUCAUGGUCGAGCUCUUAUGGUUUGACUGCGAUAGUGUGUAUCGAAUUGCCGCUUCUCGAUACACGACACAAUCUUUGCUGAAACUGGCCAUCAAGGUAUGUGGUUUGCGAUUUUUUUUUUUGAAUUUUAGGCAGUUGAUGCAAGUUAAAAUUUCAGCAAGUCAGAGCUCUUCAACGUGUUCAUAAGGCUGGAAUUAUUGUUCGUGACGUUAAACACGACAACUUUUGUUUCACAAAGCCGAAUUCAGAUGAGCCGUGGAACGUCUACGUGGUCGACUUCAGUCACGGUCAGGCCUAUAUUGCGUAUGAUUGUGUAGAGUUUGAUGACAUGCUCUAUCGUAAUAAAUUUGACCAUAGAGUGAUCGAUCAUAGGCCGUUUGCUCCAAGAAUUCAAUGCUUUGACUAUCACGUACGUUUUAGAGAUUAUACAAGUUUUAGAGAUUAUAUAUCUCAUAAAUUGAAUUUUAGUCUCAUGUUCCCUACGAUGACAUGGAGUCAUGGUUCUAUUUCAUCGCCAGGAUGCAAGAUGUGUCGAGAUAUUUCGUAAAAUGGAGCUUGUUCAAUGUGGAAGACAUGCACAAGACUGAAAAGCACUUUAUCCAUGAAUUUCGAGGAGUUUAUCGAGUAUUCUGUCAGGCCCGACGGGAUGAGCCGUUCCCCUACAACGAAGUUGUUGAUGUUUUAGAAAGGGAGCUAGAACAUCAUGUUGCGGGAAUCGACUCAUUUCAUGUUGAAGAAGACGAUGAGCCAAGAGUGAUAACUGAGUAUGGUAAUGUAAAAAGAAUCACAGAAGUUUUGCCGAGUGAAGUGAUGACCUGGAGAUAG
This is a messenger RNA of Bursaphelenchus xylophilus (pine wood nematode), 1561 nucleotides long. NCBI's taxonomy places the organism in Eukaryota, Metazoa, Nematoda, Chromadorea, Rhabditida, Aphelenchoididae. The record is from the annotation of a GenBank genome assembly.